Colletotrichum destructivum is the source of this 1192-nucleotide messenger RNA. RefSeq lists its product as uncharacterized. NCBI's taxonomy places the organism in Eukaryota, Fungi, Ascomycota, Sordariomycetes, Glomerellales, Glomerellaceae. The coding region runs from base 112 to 867 and encodes 251 amino acids. The record is from RefSeq and is a predicted model, not a curated record. The transcript has 3 exons.
CACUCCCAGGGUCUUUGUCCACUACAAUAUCUCUCGACGCCGACUCGACGACGAACGCCAUGGCGUCUUCGGUUGCGCUGCCUAGACGGCCGAACUCACGCACCACCACCGAUGGCAAUCAUGGUUUCAACUGGUAGUUCUACAAUGUUUCACAUACGAGGACGACGGAGACUCCCUCUGGACCGCGCUGGAUUCGUCGCUGGACUGCUGUGUCUCGAGGCCGUCGUCGUCAUGGGGGCCCUCGUGCUGUUCGGCGUCGCAUACCCGGACCGCCUCCGCUCGCGGCUGUGGAGGAACGGCGGCGAGGAAGGGUGGUGCUCGAACCCGCGGUUGAGGAUCUACUUCUACGCCAACCACGAGGAGCCUCCCGAGAUCCCGCUGGUAUGGAGUCAGAGGCUCACGAUUUCAAACAUUGCCACCGCGGUCCUCAGCGCGACCGUCUUCUUCGCGCGGCUCACGAUCGCUGCCCUGCAGUACGAAGCCCGAUGGACGAACCUCGUAUACGACGCCCUCCUCGCGUUUCUCUGGGCUCGCAGCGCCGCGACACAGAACGGACCCGACUUCACCGACCCUCAGCACCUCAGCGAAAGGCCGUGGUAUCUCGUGCGGAGCUGCGACGAGGCGUGGGCUCAGAACCUCGGUUGGUGCAGGAUUGCGAAAUGGGAAUUCUCGUGGGCGAUACUGGCGGCGACGUUUUAUGCUGCGAGAAUUGUCGGCGCCCUCGGAUGGUCGACAUAUGAGCUGGGCAAGCGUGACGGGAUGAAGAUCGGGAGAAAUAUGGAUUCGAUGUUGGUCCAGUGGACCGGGGAUGCGAAGAAAUGGGUUGCGACGAACGAGGAAGAGGUUGAUGAGGAGGACUGGGCAUGAUGCGACGUGCUCGACGUUGCACAAGAUCGACGGUAUCACAGCAUAUCAAGCGGAACUACGAACGACAUCACCACUCCAUCACCGAUCACGGCUUUCGACGACUACGACGACGACGAGAUCAACAAUGUACCAAUAGAAUCAACUAUCAAUUGCGAGUCUCCACCUAACGACUAUUCAUUCUCAAGAGUCCACGAAAAGAGAGAAAAGAAGAACGCGUCCGUUGUUGUGCAACCGUUCAUGUUCCAUCGGACCGGACCGGCCCUACCCAUCAUCCCCUCACGGAGUAGCCGCCGCCGAUCGAUCAACCAUGACGAUCAUCCGAUCC